This is a messenger RNA of Stomoxys calcitrans (stable fly), 1350 nucleotides long. Its product is annotated as 23 kDa integral membrane protein. The coding region runs from base 183 to 806 and encodes 207 amino acids. The record is from RefSeq and is a predicted model, not a curated record. The transcript is spliced from 5 exons. Gene Ontology annotation, cellular component: membrane. NCBI's taxonomy places the organism in Eukaryota, Metazoa, Arthropoda, Insecta, Diptera, Muscidae.
UGAAGUUCAUAAUGUGAAUACACCAUUAAAAACACAUAUGCUUGAUGGCGUCAUGGCGUUUUAUAUCGAUUUAGCGAUGUUGCACGUCUAUCGAAAGCCCCCUAACUUUUGAUGUAGUAUGGCUAGCUAUUCGAAAUUUCACACGAAUACUUAUUUUUGAUGUAGAUCGCUUUGGAUAGUAAAUGAUAUGUGCCAUAUUACUGAUCGUGUUUGGUGCUCUGCUUUUCUCGAAAGUACACACCGUGGAAGAUUUUGCAGAGGCGGUUAAAACGCAACAGGUCCCUGUGACAAUGAUUGUUUUGGGCGUAGUGAUACUGAUGAUUUCGUUCUUUGGAUGCUGCGGAGCCAUUAGGGAGAGUUACUGCAUGUCCAUGACCUACUCCAUUCUCCUAUUUGUCCUUAUGAUUGGUCAACUGGUCCUGGUAACAUACAUGUGGCUACAAAAAGACAAGUAUUUGAUUAUCAUGGGCGAUGUUGUUGAAAAAGCAUGGCAAAAUAGGACUCGCAAGUCCGAUUACAUGGAUGCUCUUCAAAUAAGCAUGGAGUGCUGUGGCAGAGGAGGAUUGCGCGAUUACAGCUAUCAAGGUUACUACCCAUUGUCAUGCUGCGAUGGUGCCAAACAAUGCAACGAAAGUAAUGUCUUUAAAGUCGGCUGCAAACAGGCUUUUGUCGAUUUCUGGGAUAAAAAUGCUGACAUUAUCAAAUAUGCGGGACUAGUUAUUGCAGCUAUUGAGUUUGCCGGAUUCAUCUUUGCCUGUUGCCUGGCUAACAACAUCCGUAACUACAAGCGUCGUUCUGCUUAUUGAAGAUCUGCCCUAAUGCCAACAUUUACAACGAAUACCGGUUACAAAUAGUUUUAGGGCAAUUAAAUACGACAAAUACCAUAAUCUCAUUUUAUGGUCUUUACCAGAAGCACCUAUUGUAGCUGCUAGUGGAUGCGCUGAUCUUAACAUAUCCAUCUUUUCAAUUUUAUUGGGAAUGUCACAUAAGUGAACUUCCUGGUUUUGUAUAACGAACAAAUGUACUCUACUAUCUUAACUAUUUUUUUUAUUUUGUUAUGAUAACAAAACUCUCUCUAUUGUAACUUUUCGAAUUUUUGUUUUAUAUAUCAUGGCGGUCUAUCGCUGAUUGUCCCAAUCUUUUUAAGGCGUACAAAUUAAUAAUAAUAUUGACAAUAACAUUGAUUAUGAUUUAUUGUGACUUUGUGAAUAGUGUCUUAUAUUUUUGUAUUCGUAGAGAACAAAUCAAUCCCCAAAUGGCAUUAAAAUAUAUACUAUGUGUACACAUACUACAAUGCUUAUGUACUACUAUUUAGUUUGAUUACAAUAAAAAUUAAUUAAAAAACCAAAA